ACUAAAUAACUUUGUUUAGUUAAAAUAAAAAUAACUUUAAAAAUAUUUCAAUUGAAAAACGAGCAUAUCAGAAUAUUUAAAAUAAAUGAUGUUAUUUGUGUUUUUAUAAAACGAAACAGUAAAUGUUGAGUUUUAUCAGAAAAUUUUCUUAAAAUAUAGUUUAAAAAAAGUGACAACCAAGUGAUUAUAUAAAACGGGAAGAUAACUUGCAUUUAUUUUAUAUCAAAAAAAUUAAAAAUAAAUAGUGUUUUAAAAAUAUUAAAAUGGAUUCCAAGGUCCAAAAGUUUACACAAAAUCAAACUAAAACAUAUGAAAAUGUUAUUGUUCAACAGAUUGGAGGUAAUAGAAAAAUCCCUAUAUUACCAAAGCCACCACUACUGGAUGAGCCAAAAAUGGUUUCAUCUACUGCAACAUUAACUAAAACUGACAAUCGUGCUGGAAUUGGUAUUGCUUCUAAUACAGCAACCGAAAUUCAAUCUCAGUCUCGUUCUGUGGUAACUUUAGAAAGAGCCAAUCCUGUAGGGAUUUCGUCUAAUGAGAUAACAAAAGUGCAACCAAUUUCGACUCAAGGAUUAUUAUCCAAUGCAUCUUCGUUGGUCAUUAAUUCUACAGGGAACACAAACCAUCAAAAUUUAAUCAAAAUUUUGCCUAAAUUACCAGUAAAAUCCAUACAAAGGUCAUCCAAUGGUAAUUUACUUGUACAAGGUCCGAACAACAAAAUUCUUUCUUUACACUUAAAACCAUCAGCAAUUGUCCCAGCAGUACAAACGGCAACAAAUUCUGGGAAUUCGGUUAUUUUACAUAAUCAUUCCAUAAACACAACCAAUAACAAUAAAAAUAUGCAGCUACUACAGAGUAAAACAACAUCUGAAUCAGUUUCAAAACCUAUGCAGUCAAUAUUAACAACUCCUACGACAGUAUCUAUAAAAAGUACUCCAUUAACAUCACUUCAAGGUCCUUCAAAUAAUGCAAUUUCUACGAAUAUUCCAAUUUUUCCGAAUGCAAAAGUUACAUCUCAAACUAUUAUAAAUCCGAAAAUUUCCAGUACUAAGAAUUCAGAAAUAAUACCCUUGAAACCUGGGAUUGGCCCCGCACGAACUUGUCAGCAAGCAAGUAUAAACGUCACAAGCAAAUUGUUUAAUAAUCAAACUUCUCAUGCAAAAAUUAAUGAAAACGUAAUUGUAAGCUCAAUACAACAAAAACAAACACCAAAUUCUUCACAAAACAAAAGUAAUGUAAUCCCUGUACAAUAUGGUAAAGUGCAAACAACAAAUUCUAUCAAUAUAAAACAAUUACCAAUUACUUCAAAUUCAUCUAUUAUUAAUUCUACCCUUGCUGCGCAAACAUUACCUUGUGCUGAGACGACUCUUUCACUAAAUACUGGACACACUGGAAUAUCGGCCAAGAAAAUAUUAUUGCCAGUUGGAAAAAUCUCGUCAAAUAUAACAAUAUCUAAAGCACCCCUAAAUUCGAGACAUGGACCAAUAGAAGAGCCAUCACCAUCAAUUUCGUUGAUAGAAAAAAGAAAUAUUUUGGCAACCCCGUCAGCUACAGUUUCCAUAUCAACAGCUGCUACACAGAAUUCUCACACAGGUAUAAAAUCCAAUACUUCUCCAAGAAUAAAUAAUACCGGAUCAAGUGUUAUAUCUUCGGAGAUGUUGAAUGCAAUUAAUAAAGACGUUAAUUUGCAUGCAAUAUCGAAAUUAAGCAGAUGUAAUGAAAACAAAACUUUGCCUACGUUUAGUUCUUUGAAUAAUAACGAGGAAAACAUAACUAUUAUAACUCAAUUCAUUCCUGAGCAAAAGUUACAGAAUAUAAUGAGUGACCGUACUAAAAUGGAUAAUUUUCUAGAAAAUCAAACUGUCAAAGAAACUGAACAUUGCAUAAACAUAACAAAUGAUGUGGGUAGUGUUGUUGCAGCACCCGCAGUUGUGAGUGAAACAUUAAGUAAUAUACACCUUGAUCAAGCUCAAAAUAACGUACAACAAAAAACUGAAGGAGGUGAUGAAAUUUGCUCCAAUAUAACAAAUGAUAUCAAAUCUGCUCAGAAUAAUGUUAAAAGCGACUCUAGUGCUGAUACUUCAAUAAAAGAGAAUAUUAAAUUGGAAAAUAAAGAGAACAAAACAAAUAAUGUUGAGAGCUCUGAAAUUUUGCUAGGUCAAACCUCAAGCGAAAUGCAAAAGGAAAAUAGCGGAAAAGCUGGAAACGUGGAAAAAAAUGAUGUUGAUAAUAUGUAUCCAAUAUUAGAUGAAAUCGAAGCUCAAUCUCAUAGGACUCCGCAAAAAUUUGUAAGAACUGGCAGCGGUUCUAGUAAAGUGAAAGUAGCGAAACAACAAAGUUUGUUGAAAAACAAAAAUGUAGAAAUACUGAAACGAAGUCCAAGAACCUUGGGGCGAUCAAAAUCAUUAUCUUGUCGUAACCCAAUAAAAAAAAAGUCUAAAAGAAGGCUUUCAACAACAUCUGAUACCCAAGUUAACGCCAAAAAAGGCACAAAGGAUAAUUUAAUUGAUAGAGUCUUAGAAUUGUUCUCGAAUUCAGAAAAGUUGUCGGAAACCAAUAAAACACCAAAAUCCUCAGAGGAGAAUUUAAAUCAAACUUUAUUGUGCGAAGAGCAAAUAGAAAUUUCACCAAACGUUUCAGGUGAGAGUAAUAGCUCUCCUAACAAUAAUAUUCAUGAUGCAAGCAAGCCGAAAGUAAAAGCGGGAAUGCAUUUUGAGCAAAACGUAGAUUUUAAUAAAAGCAAUAAUCGGCGAAAUGUUGUGGCAGCACAAGAGGAUUUGAAAGUACAAUCAAAACUAACUUCUCUGAUAGACAAUUCUAAUAAAGAAGCUGAAAAAACAAGUAUUAUUUCAAAUGGAGACAAUCCUGCUUUCAUUGAACAAAUAAUGUCAAAUAUUAAGCCAAAUUCAUGUGCUCAAAACGUUGCUGUUCAGAUUAAUGAACUUGCAAAUAUUCUUAAGUGGCGAACUGGAAUUGGUCUUACAAAAGACGCUGGUAUGGCCUUUCGAAUAAAUGAACUCGGUCUAUUGGAAAUUUUCGAAAAGAAUGUAAAUCGAAAUCGUUUAGAUAUAGCAUAUGAAAAACCUAUUUAUCAGAGAGAAAUGCAGUCUCACAAGCUCGAUGAAUGUACGCAACCGGUUUAUUUUUGUAAAGGGUGUAAUUGCCAUGGAGCUGCUGUUGAUUUUUUGGCUCCUGAAUAUUGCAGUCACGAUUGCAUUUCUCAAUUUGAGAAAAAAAAAAUGAGUAAAUCUUCUAAUUUACAACAAAUAUAUAUUAACCAGCAACGACAAAAAAAAUUACGUAAACAAAAAAUGUCGGCUUUACUAAUUGAUUCUUCAACUAGCCUGUUGAGUAGCAACAUAAUUCCGAAAAGAGAGUUCUCUUGGACAUCUUAUUUAAAUGCUUCUAAUGCCGAACCAGCGCCAAUCGAUUUAUUUUUAAAUCCGUUCCCAUGUGGUCCUAACUUGUUUCAAGUGGGAAUGAAGUUAGAGGCAAUCGAUCCCGAAUAUAGCUCGCUGUUUUGUGUUUGUUCUGUAGUAGAAAUAAAAGGAUAUCGAUUAAAAAUUCAUUUCGAUGGAUAUUCAAGCACAUACGAUUUUUGGACUAAUGCAGAUUCAAUGGAUAUAUUUCCACCAGGGUGGUGUAAUAAAACAAAUCGUGCCCUUCAACCGCCAAAAUAUAUGAAUCCAGCAACGUUUAAUUGGUCAACCUAUUUAAUGCAAACGAAAACAAUUCCAGCUCCCAGAAAUUUAUUCACUCAUUUGAAUUCGUCUUCCAAUACUAAUCCAUUCAAAAUUGGAGUACGCUUCGAAGCCGAUGAUUUAAGAAACACAAGAAAAGUAUGUGUGGCUUCCGUGGCAGAUGUUCUUGAUAACAGAAUUUUAGUCCACUUCGAUGGUUGGGAUGAUAGAUAUGACUAUUGGGUAGAUUGUAAUUCACCGUACAUUCACCCAGUUAAUUGGCAUUUACAAAAUAAUUUUGAGAUUGUACCACCUCCAGAUUGGAAAGACAAGUUCGAUUGGCGAACAUAUUUAAAUUCAAUUAAUGGAAUUCCUGCAACUGAAGAUUAUUUUCAAACAAGAGAACCUAUUUCAUUUAAAGUAGGAAUGAAAUUAGAGAUUGUCGAUAAAAAGAAUCCUUCUCUAAUAAGACCGGGCACAGUUAUAAUGACUGACGGAUAUGAAAUUAAAGUAUUAUUUGAUGGCUGGUCAUUAGAUUAUUCUUUUUGGGUAGUAGAUGAUAGCCCUGAUAUUCAUCCAAUUGGAUGGUGUGACGCUACUGGUCACGAAUUAGAGUCACCCCCAGAUUUUGAUAGCUUGCCUUCUAUAUUACCUUGCCCAGUUGUUGGCUGUCGUGGAAUUGGGAACGCGAAACGUUUUGAUAUAGAUUUUCAUGCGACUGAAGAUUCCUGUCCAUACUUAUUGAGCAAUUGGAAGAGAGAAUUAGAAAAACCUGAACGCGUGGAUUACACGGAAAUUAAUAUGAAGGAAAACAUCAGUAGUCAGAAGCGAAAACAUAGCGACACAUGUAAUUGGGAUAUAUCAAAAUAUAAAAAAAUUGAUAAUUCUUUAGAUAGUUUUAAUAUUUCGAAUCAGUUAACAAAUAAUUUAGAUGCUUUAUCAUUAGGAAAUGUGCAUUUACAUCGUUUCCAAAAUCGUCCCGACUCGAAUGAUAAUAUAUUUCCAAUGAAAAAAGAGUAUAAAUCAGAUGAAAAUUUUCAAGACAAAACUGUUUUAGAUCCUAAAAUUGAAAUAACUAAACAUUUAUUAUGUGAUUACGGUCCACGAUUGGAACAGAAUUACAAGCUUUGGCUUAGUUAUGCUCAACAUAUUACUGAAAAAUUAGAUAAGAUAUAUAAAAAUCCAUUACAAUGGAAUGUCGAUGAAGUAUUUAAGUUUUUUAAUAAAAUACCACAAUGCAAAGAAAUCAGCGAAAUAUUUUAUAAAGAAGAUAUUGAUGGAGAAGCGUUAUUAUCUUUGCGACAAAAAGAUUUAACUGACAUUCUAAAAAUUAAAUUAGGAACAGCUAUCAAAGUUCAUAACCUAAUUAUAUUACUGAGGGCGGAAGUAAUUAGUCGUUUUUCAUGAAUAUUCAUCAGUAAUAUUAUUUAUAAUACAAAUUAGUUUUAAGUUUUCUGAUAUCAAGUUGAUUAUUAAUAUUUUUUAGAAUAUAUUGUAUAAUAACAAAAAUUGAUGUAUCUAUGUAUGUAUAUUUUUACUUAUAUUUCGUUAAAACAAAUCAAAAAAUAUUAGUUUCACGGAUAUUUUGUAUUCUAUAUCAUGAUUUAUAACAAUUGUUUUACAAAGUUUUACAUUAGUUUUUGAAGAAUAGUUUUUAAUUUUAGUUUAUUUACAUCUUUUGAAGAGAAGAACACUUCCAAGAGCAUAUUCCUGUAAGAGCAUUUUUCGAAAUAUUUCAAGAAUACAUUUCUCCAAUUAUGUGAAAUAUAUUUUUAAUUGGAGCUUAGAAACGUUUAUCGAAAUUUUCAUUUGUUAUUAACUUAAAAUUUAACAUAUAUUUUUCGUACCAUUACGUGCAAAAUUUUUUUACGAAAACUAUUCGUAAAUUUGAAACUGUUUGAAAAUUGUACAAUUUUUACUUUAACAAUAAUAUUUUGACAUAC
Molecule: messenger RNA, 5623 nt
Organism: Condylostylus longicornis
Lineage: Eukaryota; Metazoa; Arthropoda; Insecta; Diptera; Dolichopodidae
Gene: l(3)mbt
Exons: 7
Coding region: 264-5087 (1607 amino acids)
Biological process (GO): regulation of DNA-templated transcription
Cellular component (GO): nucleus
Molecular function (GO): protein binding; zinc ion binding
Source: RefSeq, a predicted model, not a curated record